CAUUUCUGAAGUGACCCCCUAACUGCAGCGGAGAGUGCUAAAUCUCCACUGCUUUACUUUCUCCAGCACUCUGACUGCUAUCAGAGUACACUUGGCGCGGCAUGACACAUUGGCGUACGUUGCAAACUGGUUGCGGUUUUGCCUUGCUGACUCUCAAUGAGCUGGCAGAGGCCGUGACGGUCAACAUGGCUGAGGUGAGCGUGUGCCAGGAUGCCACUUUUCAGAUUCCGACAAGUCGGGGAGCAGUGUGCUCAGGAUAUGGUGGUGCACAGCCUAUCGGUGUGCAAUGCCCUCGCGUAGGUGACACAGCCUUGGAUGCAUGUCACCCGUACCUUGACAGCUUUAACGGCGUCAAUUGCGUUGCUAAAGAGGAUGCUCAGUGUGUUCGUCUUGAAGGGAGACAUGCCUGGGGCUGCACAUUUCCGUCGACGUGGUGCGCUGAUAUGUGGAAAACUCCAGAGGAGACUGCACAUGAUAGCUGUCUAACGUGGGAGUUUUACGAAGUUGCUUCGAAUGUGGACCUCUUUGAUAUUGCGAUUGAAGACGCUGUUGACCCCGCAUGGUUUACCAAGACGUCAAGAGUGACAAAGCUUUACAACUGCAAGACUGACUCGCCAGCCGUAGUGCCAAUACAAGAUACAGCAAUACCAACUACUCCAUCAGAAAUCCCGGUUUACACCAUGGCGCCUGUAGUGACAAAUACUAAUGCUCCUCAGGUCGAAACGGUGGUAGCAGCUAUUGUAGAAGCUCCAGUAAUUGUGACCUCAAGGCCUUCAGAAGCACCAGUGCUGACCGAGCAGGUAACGGCGAUUCCUGUCGUCCAGGAAUCUCCAGUACCAACGGAAUUAACGUCGUGGGCGCCGAUAGUGGAGUCGCCAGUCCCGACAAAUCCUCCUGAGACUUCAUUGCCGAUUGCAUACCUUGAGCCUACACCGACUGAGACUUUUGCAUCUAUUUCACCUACAUCAACACUUGUACCAGAGGAGUCAACAUCAGCACCUCCAGAAACACCAACGAGUCCACCUGCAACUGAAAUUCCCACGGUGACUCCAUUCACCGAUGAAGUGGAGACUUUAACUCCGACUUACGAGACUCUUCUACCAAGUACACCAGUGCCAGAGCUAACACGGAUUCCUCAAACAGAAACAUCAACUGUACCGAUAACGACUUCACCUCCAGUGCCAAUCACCACGGCUACGCCCUGGUAUCCGACACAAACACCACCAAUUGUUCCUGAAACUUAUGAGCCUGCGUCAACGACUGCGCCGCAUAUCGCAACAUUACCGGCGACUGAAAUGCCUCAGCCUACUGAAAUUGCUACCCCUGGACCAGCACAGGAGUAUUCUCAGACACCGUUGGCCACUGCAACUCUAGCGCCAGCAUCUACUCCACCCACAGAGACUACUUUUCCACCUUACGGUGUAGAGCAGGAGCAAACUCCCGAAUCAACGCCGUACCAGCACAUUAACGACACUCCGUGUCCGACGGAGACGCAAACCUUACCACCCAUUGCCACCAUUCCACCAGUUCCUCUAGAGACUGAUGCACCAACGUUAUACCUGACGCCGUCCACAGUUCCUAUCGACAAUUCCAACAUGCGAGGUUCAGUCGAUGAUGAUACCGAGGAAACGCUGAUCUCACCACCAGAGCCACCAUUAUAUCCGGCUUCGGCUCCAAUAGUGCCGUUAGCCCAAACAACGGCCCCCACCGAGGAUACUCCUAACAACACUCAACCAACCACGACCGAGUCGCCGGCAACGGAGACGCCAUGCCCGGAAGAACCGGCCACAGAUGUUUCGACAGCAACAAGUGAGGCACCAACACUACAGACACUGCCUACCAAGAUCACUUCGACAGAAAUACCAACGACCACAGAGGACAUUCCUUAUACUACUCAACCAGUCACGACCGAGUCACCGACAACGGAGACGCCAUGCACGGACAGACCAACCACAGAGGUACCGAUCAUUGAGACACCAACAAGUGAAGCACCUACGAUAGAAACACUGCCAACCGAGACCCCUUCAACAGAAGAAUCAACGACCGAAGCACCAGUCCCUACUUUUCAGACUUCUUAUCAGCAGCAAGAAGACCAGGACUAUCAACAACCAUUAGAUAUUUCAUAUCCUCCAGCUACAACGCCGGUCUCAACUGAAGCUCCGACUGCUCCAGUGUUCGCAACAUCAACUUCUGCUCAACCUGCCGAGACACCAUGUGCUACAGUGACGCAAACCGCGCUUCAGGCUUCAACAGAGUCCAGCCUCACGACCAUCGCGUCUGUUGGCAUUUCAGCUACAGCAAUGAUCGCAAUUAUCAUCGUCAUAGGCACCAUUUUGGUCGUGACGAUUGCAAUCUUUCGAGCUCAGAGCCGCAGUAACCAGCCACCACCCAAGGACCCUGAAAAUCGCCAUUUCGAGCACAGUAUCGUGCUCACUCCGUCAAACUUCUGA
This is a messenger RNA of Phytophthora nicotianae INRA-310, 2450 nucleotides long. RefSeq lists its product as hypothetical. NCBI's taxonomy places the organism in Eukaryota, Oomycota, Peronosporomycetes, Peronosporales, Peronosporaceae. The record is from RefSeq and is a predicted model, not a curated record. Bases 102 to 2450 code for a protein of 782 amino acids. The transcript has a single exon.